Molecule: messenger RNA, 1839 nt
Organism: Arabidopsis arenosa
Lineage: Eukaryota; Viridiplantae; Streptophyta; Magnoliopsida; Brassicales; Brassicaceae
Source: the annotation of a GenBank genome assembly
AGAUAAAGUCUUAUCAUCUUCUUUAGGCUUUUAAGAUGACUGCUGAAGUUAAGGUUGAGGAGAAACAGGUGGAGUCAGAGGUUGUUAUUGCUCCUGCUGUUGUUCCUGAGGAGACUACUGUGAAAUCUGUCGUGGAAGAGGAAGAAGUCAAAUCUGUUGAAGAAGAUGAGAGUAAGCCUAAGGGUGUGGAGAAGAGUGCUUCGUUUAAAGAAGAGAGUGAUUUCUUUGCUGAUUUGAAAGAAUCUGAGAAAAAGGCUCUGGGUGAUCUCAAGUCUAAGCUUGAGGAAGCUAUUGUUGAGAACACUCUCUUAAAGACGAAGAAGAAGGAGAGCUCUCCUGUGAAGGAGAAGAAGGAAGAGGUGGUGAAACCUGAAGCUGAGGUUGAGAAGAAGAAGGAAGAAGCAGAGGAGAAGGUUGAAGAAGAGAAGAAAUCUGAGGCUGUUCUUACCGAAGAAGCAGCGAAAGAUGAGACUGUUGAGGUGGUUGCUGCAGAGGAGGUAAUCCCCAAGGAAGAAGUGACGACUGUUGUUGAGAAGGUAGCAGAAGAAGAUAGUAAGGAAGAAGAAGAGAAGAAAACUGAGGAUGUUGUUACUGAAGAAGUGAAAGCUGAGACUAUCGAGGUGGAGGAUGAAGAUGAGUCAGUGGAUAAGGAUAUCGAGCUUUGGGGAGUGCCAUUGCUACCAAGCAAAGGAGCUGAAAGCACAGACGUUAUCCUCUUGAAGUUCUUGAGAGCAAGAGACUUUAAAGUCAAUGAAGCCUUUGAGAUGCUGAAGAAAACCCUCAAAUGGAGAAAGCAACACAAGAUUGAUUUGAUCCUUGGAGAGGACUUUGGGGAGGAUCUUGCCUCUGCAGCUUACAUGAACGGUGUGGACCGCGAGUCCCACCCAGUUUGUUACAAUGUCCACAGUGAGGAGGUUUACCAGACGACAUUUGGGUCAGAGAAGAACAGAGAGAAGUUCUUGAGAUGGAGGUUUCAGCUGAUGGAGAAGGGAAUCCAGAAGCUUAAUCUUAAACCAGGAGGUGUUACUUCUCUUCUCCAGAUCCACGAUCUCAAAAACGCUCCUGGAAUGUCAAGAACAGAUCUCUGGGUCGGAAUCAAGAAUGUAAUCAUGACUUUGCAGGACAAUUAUCCGGAAUUCGUGUCCAGAAACAUAUUCAUCAAUGUUCCAUUCUGGUUCUACGCCAUCAAUGCUGUCCUCUCGCCAUUCUUAACUCAACGAACCAAGAGCAAGUUUGUUGUGGCUCGUCCAGCUAAGGUCAAAGAGACUCUUCUCAAGUACAUUCCAGCUGAUGAGCUCCCAGUUCAGUACGGAGGGUUCAAAACAGAUGACGAUACCGAAUUCUCCAACGAAACUGUCUCUGAAGUUGUUGUUAAGCCUGGAUCAUCUGAAACCAUCGAAAUCCCAGCUCCUGAGACUGAAGGUACAUUGGUAUGGGACAUAGCGGUUUUGGGAUGGGAAGUGAAUUACAAGGAAGAGUUUGUGCCAACAGAAGAAGGAGCUUACACGGUAAUAGUCCAAAAGGUGAAGAAGAUGGGAGCAAAUGAAGGACCAAUCAGGAACAGUUUCAAGAACAGUCAGGCUGGUAAGAUUGUUCUUACGGUUGACAAUGUCUCUGGCAAGAAGAAGAGAGUUCUGUACAGGUACAGAACCAAGACUGAAUCCUCUUCCUGAAGUGGAGGCUUUCAAGUAGUCUCUGGAUAUAUAAUAUUCUUUUUCUAAAUUUUAAAAGUUUGGUGUUAUUAUUAUUUUUGAGUGAUAUGUGCGAGAAAGAGAUACUGCCAUUAUUUCAUUGAAAUUCAAUCUUUUGCUUCUUUGUUAUGACUUAUGAGAUAUUAUU